CAUUUCAAUCUGUAACAAAAUUGAGGAUUAUUUUGACUUUAACUUUUAACGUGGCAUUGUAUCACGUGUUUUUUGUUUGAAUUCCAGCAUGAUAUUCCGCCUUAAGUAUUAUUAAUUGUAAUUUGUAAAAUUAGGCUAUCUUACAGUUGCAGUUAAUAUGAGUUUUGCCAAGAAAACGGCCUCCUCCGUGUCGCCUUUAGCGCAAAUUAAGGCCCUUGAAAAUGACCCUGCUCUUCUCGCCCAGUGUGAAAAAUAUCUCCCACCGAAUUAUGAUUUCGAAAUUGCCAAAACCGUUUGGCGCAUCAAGAAGACGGCCGAAUGUAACACGGUCGCGUUGCAGAUGCCGGAAGGCCUUUUAAUUUUCGCCUCGAAAAUCGCCCAAGUUCUCCACGCCCUAACUGGUGUGGACACCAUCCUUAUGGGCGACGUGACGUAUGGUGCCUGCUGUGUCGAUGAUUUCACCGCUUCCCUCCUCGGGGCGCAAUUGCUUGUCCACUACGGUCACUCGUGUCUCGUCCCGACUUCGGUGGCCAACAGGAUCGAGACGAUUUACGUCUUCGUCACGAUAAAGUUCAACGUCGAGUCGGCCAUCGAAUCUAUUUCCUCUCUAAUGCAAUCAUCCGAGCUGGAGGCCAAACUCAAGACAGGAAAUAGAGGAAGGAUCAUUGAGGAAGAGAAAGAUGUGCCGGAGGAUAAAGUAAAGGUCGCGUUAGUGUCAACAAUCCAGUUUGCGAACAGUUUGGCAGCAAUUAAGCAAGGGUUGGAGGCAGGAAAUGGGAACGAAGAAAUUGGGAGGAAACACAUCAUGGUUAACAUUCCGAGGAGUAAGCCACUCUCGGCGGGGGAGAUUUUAGGAUGUACGGCACCCAAGGUGGGGGACGAUGUUAUUAUUUACGUCGGCGAUGGAAGAUUUCAUUUGGAGGCGAUGAUGAUGGCGAAUCCGGCCAUGUUGGCUUAUCGCUACGACCCUUACAAUCGUUCCCUCACAGAAGAAAUUUUCGACCACGGUGCUCUCUCCGUAUCCCGACAGUCCUCCGUUGCUCCCCUGAUUUCCGCCGAAAUGGGAAGGAAACGCCUAAAAAUCGGAAUCAUUCAAGGCACCCUUGGGCGACAAGGUAAUCCCAAACCUGUUGAGCACGUCUACAAUAAACUUUCUGAAAGACACGACUGUUUCAUCAUCCUAAUGUCAGAAGUGAUCCCGGCUAAGUUAGCGUUGUUUAAAGAUGUCGAUUUGUGGGUACAGUUCGCUUGUCCCAGGUUAAGUAUCGACUGGGGGAAUGCCUUCCAAGUUCCUAUUCUUACACCUUUCGAGGCGAUGUGGGGGAGCAGAAAUUGUGGAGACGGGUGUUCAGGAAAUCAGAGCUCCUCCUGUGAGUAUAAAGGUCACCCGAUGGAUUAUUAUGCAUAUGAAAGUUUAGGACCUCACACCCCUAAUUUUAUGCCACCCAAGCCACCCAAACCUGUCAAAGUUGUAUGAAAAAAUUGGUAAUAAAAUACUUUCUACAAAAUAGA
Molecule: messenger RNA, 1512 nt
Organism: Folsomia candida
Lineage: Eukaryota; Metazoa; Arthropoda; Collembola; Entomobryomorpha; Isotomidae
Gene: Dph1
Product: 2-(3-amino-3-carboxypropyl)histidine synthase subunit 1
Exons: 5
Coding region: 158-1477 (439 amino acids)
Biological process (GO): protein histidyl modification to diphthamide
Molecular function (GO): 2-(3-amino-3-carboxypropyl)histidine synthase activity
Source: RefSeq, a predicted model, not a curated record